CCGCGCCCGGGCACGCCGCGACCGCGGGGCCCCGCUGCGAGCCGCGAUGGAGCGGCCCCGGCCCCGGUACCGGCUCCGGCUCCUGCCGCUGCUGCCGCUGCUGCUGCUCCGCGCCCCCGCGCCCGGCUCCGCGCAGGCAGUGUGUGCGGGGACCCUGAACGGGCUGAGCGUGACCGGGGACGCUCAGCACCAGUACCAGACCCUGCACAAGAUGUACAACAACUGCGAGGUGGUGCUGGGCAACCUGGAGAUCGUCCUCAUCGACCACACGCAGGACCUGUCCUUCCUGCAGACCAUCCGGGAGGUCACGGGCUACAUCCUGAUCGCCAUGAAUGUGUUCGCGGCGCUGCCGCUGCGGAACCUGCGCGUGAUCCGCGGGACCCAGUUCUACGAGGAGCAGUUUGCGCUCUUCGUGCUGCUCAACUACAACCCCAACAGCACCCACGCGCUGCGGCAGCUCGGCCUCAACCAGCUCACAGAGAUCCUGGCCGGGGGGGUUUACAUCGAGAAGAACGCGCAGCUCUGCCACGUGGACACGGUGCAGUGGGAGGACAUCCUGCGGGACCCCCGGCGCCAGCCCAUCGUGGGGGACAACGGCAAGGCCUGCCCCCCCUGCCACGAGAGCUGCGGCGGCCACUGCUGGGGACCCGGCCCCGAGGACUGCCAGAAACUGACCAAGACGAUUUGCGCCCCGCAAUGCAACGGGCGCUGCUUCGGGCGGGCGCCCAACGAGUGCUGCCACGAGGAGUGCGCGGGGGGGUGCACGGGCCCCCUGCAGACCCACUGCUUCGCCUGCCGGCACUUCAACGACAGCGGCGCCUGCGUCCCGCUCUGCCCGCAGCCGCUCAUCUACAACAAGCUGACGUUCCAGCUGGAGCCCAACCCCGACACCAAGUACCAGUACGGGGGCAUCUGCGUCCGGAGCUGCCCCCACAACUUCGUCGUGGACCAAAGCUCCUGCGUCCGCGCCUGCCCCAAUGACAAGAUGGAGGUGGAGAAGAACGGGCUCAAGAUGUGCGAGCCCUGCUCGGGGCUGUGCCCCAAGGCCUGCGAGGGCACCGGCGCCGGCAGCAGGUACCAAACCGUGGACUCGAGCAACAUCGACACCUUCAUAAACUGCACCAAGAUCCUGGGCAACCUCGAUUUCCUCAUCACCGGCCUCGAGGGGGAUCCCUGGCGCAACAUCUCAGCGCUGGACCCUGAGAAGCUGAACGUGUUCCGCACCGUGCGGGAGAUCACGGGGUACCUCAACAUCCAGUCCUGGCCCAAGCACAUGCACAACUUCAGCGUCUUCUCCAACCUCGUCACCAUCGGGGGACGGAGCCUCUACAACCGGUCCCUGCAUCCCUCCAUCCUUCCCUGUCCCUGCAUCCCCUCUUCAUCUCCGUGACCUCCCUGUGUGCGCUCGCUGCGGGAGGUGAGCGCGGGCAGGGUCUACAUCACCGAGAACCGGCGGCUCUGCUACCUGCACACCGUGCAAUGGGCGGCCCUGAGCCGGCGCCGCUACCUCGACAUCCGCAACAACAAACCCCGCAGCAAGUGCCAGCAAGAGGGCAAGGUCUGUGACCCGCUCUGCUCCGCCGAGGGCUGCUGGGGCCCCGGCCCCGCUCAGUGCCUCUCCUGCCGCCACUUCAGCCGCCGCGGGGUCUGCGUCCCCUCCUGCCGCUUCACGCAGGGGGAGACGCGGGAGUUCGCGCAGGGGGGGGAAUGCUUCGAGUGCCACCCCCAGUGCGAGCGCAUCGAGGGCAACGUCACCUGCAACGGCUCGGGCGCCGACACCUGCACCCGCUGCGCCCGGUACCGCGACGGCCCCCACUGCGUCGAGGCCUGCCCCGACGGCGUCCUGGGGGAGCGCGGCCCCAUCUACAAGUACCCGGACGGCGGGCGCGAGUGCCGGCCCUGCCACGAGAACUGCACCCGAGGGUGCCUGGGGCCGCUGCUGCGGGACUGCCUGGGGGAGGCUCUGCCCGUGUCCAGGAAGGCACCGACGGUGAUCGCGGUGACGGUGGUCGGGGGCCUCUUCCUCCUCUGCUCCUGCGUCCUCCUGGCGCUGCUCUACCUGCGCGGGAAGAAGAUCCAGAAGAAGAGGGCGAUGAGGCGGUACCUGGAGAGGGGCGAGAGCCUGGAGCCGCUGGACCCCAGUGAAAAGGCCAACAAGGUGCUCGCCCGCAUCUUCAAGGAGUCGGAGCUGAAGCGCCUCAAGGUGCUGGGCUCCGGCGUGUUCGGCACCGUGCACAAGGGCAUCUGGAUCCCCGACGGCGACUCCAUCAAGAUCCCGGUGAGCAUCAAGGUGAUCCAGGACUGGAGCGGGCAGCAGUCCUUCCACGCCGUCACCGACCACAUGCUGGCCAUCGGCAGCCUGGACCAUGCCUACAUCGUGCGGCUGCUGGGGCUGUGCCCGGGCCCGCGCCUGCAGCUCGUGACGCAGCUGCUGCCGCUGGGCUCCCUGCUCGAGUACGUGCGCAAGCACCGCGGCAGCCUCAGCCCGCAGCUGCUGCUCAACUGGUGCGUGCAGGUGGCCAAGGGGAUGUAUUACCUGGAGGAGCACCGCAUGGUUCACCGCAACCUGGCCGCCCGCAACGUCCUGCUCAAGUCGCCCAGCCAGGCCCAAGUGGCCGAUUUCGGCAUCGCCGACCUGCUCUACCCCGACGACAAGAAGUAUUUCUACAACGAGGUCAAGACCCCCAUCAAAUGGAUGGCUCUGGAGAGCAUCCACUUUGGGCAAGUACUCCGUCACCCAUGGGUGCCCUGGGUGACGCUGUGGGAGAUGAUGACCUUCGGCGCGGAGCCCUACGCCGGGAUCCGCCUGGCCGAGGUGCCCGAUCUGCUGGAGAAGGGCGAGCGGCUCUCGCAGCCCCACAUCUGCACCAUCGACGUCUACAUGGUCAUGGUGAAGUGCUGGAUGAUCGAUGAGAACAUCCGCCCCACCUUCAAGGAGCUGGCGAACGAGUUCACCCGCAUGGCGCGGGACCCCCCCCGGUACCUGGUGAUCAAGGAGAGCGGGGCCGCGGAGCCGCCGGCGCUCAGCGAGAAGGAGCUGGAGGAGGCGGAGCCGCUGGGGCCGGAGGAGGACGAGGAGGAGGAGGAAGAGGAAGGGGGGGGGGAGCUCGGCACCGGCUUCGGCCUCAGCUCCGGGCUCCCCCCGCAGCGCCCGCGGGGCAGCAGCGCCCGGAGCCCGAGCCUGCUCAGCCCCCCCGCCGGGUACAUCCCCAUGGACCAGCCCGGCCUCGGCCGCCAGCCCGGGGGGGGCCGCCCCAUGCGCCGCAGCCGCGGGGGGUCCCUGGGCCGGACCCCGCCGGAGCCGGAGCCGGGGGAGGGCGCGGGGGGGGGCGGGAGCCUGCAGCGGAACCGGCACCCGCGGGGGGGCAGCGCGGACCCGGCCCAGCCCCGGAGCCCCCCCCCCGCCGGCCCCGACGAGGACAACAACGGCUACGUCAGCCCCGGGGGCGAUCCGGACCCCCCGGUACCGGCACCGGACGAGGAGUACGAGUACAUGAACCGGCGGCCGCGGGCGGUGUCCCUGGAGGAGCUGGGUUACGAGUACAUGGAGGUGGGUGCGGAGCCGGCCCCGCUGCGGGGGCAGGAUGAGGAUGAGGACGGGGAUGAGGAGGAGGAGGAGGAGGAGGAAGAUUACGAGUACAUGAACAAGCAGCCGCGGCUCAGCCGCUCCCUGCGCACCGCGGGGUACACGGACAUGCGGCCGGGAGCGGGGCAGGGACCGGCGGCUCCGGUACCGGCUCCGGACGAGCAGGGCUACGAGGAGAUGGAGGCGGUGCUGGCCCCGCGCUGCCCCGGCUGCCGCUGCCCCCCCGCGCCCUCUCGCAAAGCGCUGCGGAGCCUCGAGGCCUCGGACUGCGCCUUCGAUAACCCCGAUUACUGGCACAGCCGCCUCUUCGCCAAGGCGGACCCGCAGCGGACGUAGGGACCGGACCCCCCAUCCCGGACCCCCCAUCCCGGACCCCCCCCAACCUCGGGACUGUUUACACUGGAUAUGAAGGAUCCCCGGCUGCGGGAUGCUCCCGAUCCCGGCCGUGAUUCCUGGGU
Messenger RNA from Pezoporus occidentalis (night parrot), 4044 nucleotides. It is a transcript of the gene ERBB3, whose product is annotated as erb-b2 receptor tyrosine kinase 3. Gene Ontology annotation, molecular function: ATP binding; neuregulin receptor activity; neuregulin binding. Lineage: Eukaryota; Metazoa; Chordata; Aves; Psittaciformes; Psittacidae. Gene Ontology annotation, cellular component: plasma membrane; signaling receptor complex; basal plasma membrane. Gene Ontology annotation, biological process: cell surface receptor protein tyrosine kinase signaling pathway; neurogenesis; positive regulation of cell population proliferation. The record is from RefSeq and is a predicted model, not a curated record.